Rubroshorea leprosula is the source of this 2161-nucleotide messenger RNA. The record is from the annotation of a GenBank genome assembly. NCBI's taxonomy places the organism in Eukaryota, Viridiplantae, Streptophyta, Magnoliopsida, Malvales, Dipterocarpaceae.
GUCUUGUAAGAGCAGGAAUUUCCCUUUCCCUUCUCCUUCCAUCAUUCCCUUCCUUGCUCUACCCCUGUGCUCCCAACGCAAUCCUUCCUUCAUACCAUUUCCUCAGCCCCUUCACUCCUAUACAUACCGAAUUUCAAUGAAAGCUCCCUCCUUUCUUCUCUUCUCCGCUCCGCUCCGCUGUUGGAGAGGGUUUAAGGAAGACUUUUCUUAGGGUUUUCUUUCUUUGUUUUCCGAUCUCCGAUCUUCGGUGCUGAAUUCCCUCCUGAAGUUGGCUUCUGUUGUUUGUAGAUGCUUUCUUUGUGAAGAGUCUGUAGAGAAAAAAAGGCUGGUAUGGAAGGAAGGCGAAAAUCGGCUAGCCCUAGGCCGUGCAGUGGUCGGAGAGUGUUCGCCAAGAAGAGACCUCGUCCCGAUGCUUAUGUCAACACCUUUAACAAGCUUCUCCGCCGGGAGAUUUCUUCCAACCCACAUCCUGCUUAUUCGGUCUCCAAUGGCCACGAGAAGUUCCGGAACAUGCGUUUGGUGAUGGAAUAUGAUACUCAUGAUCCAAAGGGCCAUUCUCCUGAAGCACUACACUUUUUGAUGAGGAGAACGAAAGUGAUGGAGAUAGUGGCCGCACGGGACAUUGUUUUUGCUCUAGCUCAUUCAGGUGUAUGUGCUGCCUUUAGUAGAGAGACAAACAAGAGGAUAUGUUUUCUAAAUGUUAGUCCUGAUGAAGUGAUUCGAAGUCUUUUCUAUAACAAGAACAAUGAUUCUCUUAUCACAGUUUCUGUAUAUGGUUCGGACAACUUCAGUUCAUUGAAAUGUAGAUCUACAAAGAUUGAAUACAUACGAAGAGCCAAGCCGGAUGCAGGUUUUCCUCUUUUUGAGUCAGAGACUUUGAAGUGGCCUGGGUUUGUAGAGUUUGAUGAUGUUAAUGGAAAGGUGCUGACAUAUUCAGCCCAAGAUAGCAUAUACAAGGUGUUUGAUCUGAAAAACUAUAAUAUGCUGUAUUCUAUAUCGGAUAGACGAGUCAAUGAAAUCAAAAUCAGUCCAGGCAUCAUGUUACUGAUUUUUGAGAGAGAUAGUGGUCAUGUUCCUCUUAAAAUUCUUUCAAUAGAAGAUGGUAAAGUUCUUAAAACCUUCAAGCAUCUGCUUCAUCGAAAUAAGAAGGUUGACUUUAUUGAGCAAUUCAAUGAGAAGCUUCUUGUUAAGCAAGAGCAUGAGAAUCUCCAAAUCCUUGAUGUUCGGAAUGCAGAGAUUAUGGAAGUUAGCAGAACUGCAUUCAUGACUCCAUCAGCGUUCAUCUUUUUGUAUGAGAACCAGUUAUUUCUGACAUUUAAAGACCGGAAUGUUGCUGUCUGGAAUUUUCGUGGGGAGCUCGUAACUUCAUUUGACGAUCACCUCUUGUGGCAUCCAGAUUGUAACACAAAUAACAUUUACAUAACAAGCGAUCAAGAUCUUAUUAUUUCCUACUGCAAGGCUGAAUCUGAAGAUCAAUGGAUGGAAGGCAAUGCUGGGUCUAUCCAUAUAAGCAAUAUCUUGACUGGGAAAUGCCUAGCCAAAAUAAAUGCAUCAAAUGGCACUCCUAAAGUUGAUUGUCCUAGCAGCAGUUCUAAAGUUGAUCGUUCAAGCAGCAGUAGUAUUUCUCACAUGACAAGUACAGUUGCUCAAGCGCUGGAAGACAUAACUGCCCUUUUCUAUGAUGAAGACCGCAAUGAGAUCUACACUGGAAACAAGAACGGGUUGGUUCAUGUGUGGUCUAACUGAAAAUCAAGCUGUUCAAUUCAAUCAAAGCUUGGUUUUUCUGCUGAUUGGAUAAGUUUAGUGUAUCACUUAACUGCUCACAUCAUUUUAUUAUUCUUGGACUCGUUUUUAGCAUUUUUAGAUUUGUAUUUAGGAGUUUAGGCACUUUGAUUCAGAUGAAAACAUCGAAGUGCUAAUCUGUAUACUAGUGUGUUCUCUGUUCUUGUUUGCGAACCCUUUGGGGGAGGGAACUUUUAUGGGAUAUUAUCAGCUUGUGCAGAACAUUCUUGUCCCAGAAAUCAAUUGCGCCAUUGUUGCAGAAAGGUGUACUGUAAAUGAGAUAUGACACUCAUUUUCUCAAGAUUGUGCAGCCUGUUGUGAGCGUGACAGUUUUUGAAUUACUAGGUGUUUACUUGCUAAAUAAAGUUACACGGUGCUU